AUGAGGACGUCGACCUUGAUUGCCGCUACUGCCGGCACAAUCGUCACCGGCCUUCUGGCCUACGCCGUCUACUUUGACCACAAGAGACAGACCGACCCGGAGUUCCGCAAAGCUCUCAAGAGGAACAACCGCCGCAUGGCAAGGGCUGUCAAGGAGGAGGCUGAGGCCCAGGGUGCCAUGCAGCGCGAAGUCAUCAAGAAGGUCGUGCAGCAGGCCAAGGAUGAGGGUUUCCCCACGGACCUGGAGGAGAAGGAGGCCUACUUCAUGAGCCAGGUUGCUCAGGGAGAGUCUCUUGUUGCCGAAGAACCCAUUGAGGCUGCCCUGUGCUUCUACAAGGCCCUCAAGGUCUACCCCCAGCCUAAGGACCUGAUCUCCAUCUACGACAAGACCGUGCCCAAGGAGGUGCUCGAGAUCCUGGCCGAGAUGGUCGCUCUGGACUCCGGUCUGAAGCUCGGCUCGUUCACCGGCGAGGGCUCCGCCCCGGAGAGCCACGGAGUCGAGUAA
This is a messenger RNA of Aspergillus vadensis CBS 113365, 504 nucleotides long. Its product is annotated as TOM complex receptor protein TOM20. NCBI's taxonomy places the organism in Eukaryota, Fungi, Ascomycota, Eurotiomycetes, Eurotiales, Aspergillaceae. The record is from RefSeq and is a predicted model, not a curated record. Gene Ontology annotation, biological process: protein import into mitochondrial matrix; protein targeting; tRNA import into mitochondrion. The transcript has 3 exons. Gene Ontology annotation, molecular function: transmembrane protein transporter activity. Gene Ontology annotation, cellular component: mitochondrial outer membrane translocase complex; mitochondrial outer membrane. The coding region runs from base 1 to 504 and encodes 167 amino acids.